AUGGUGCUUUAUGAGUGUUUCCUUGAUAAUUUAAGAGUAAUCAAUGGCUUCGUGAACCUCAUAUCAACAUUGUCAAGGGUUUAUUUGUUUUCGUUUAUUCACAAAAGAGAGAAUUGUUCUUCGAUGGAUUCCAGGGAACUUGGACCUAAAGCUUUGGUGGAUUUCAAAGUGGCUCAUCAUCAUGGAUUUGACAUCGGCGUUAUGGAUUCAACAUUAGGCAAGACAAUUCCGAGGAUGUUAAUGAUUCUGAAUUACUAUUUGGGGGAAAAAGUUGUGGUCUUUUGUGGUGAUUUUCGCCAAAUUCCACCUAUCAUUCCAAAAUGGACAAAGCAUGAUUCCAUUGAUGCUAGCUUAGUGAAUUCUGAAAUAUGGAAGUCCUUGGAAAACAUACCACUAACUCAAAAUAUUUGUGCAAAGAAAUAUGGUUUUUUCAACAGCUUCUUAUUGCGAAUUGGGAAUGGUUCUAAACCAACAAAUGCUACGAAUAAAGUCGAGCUAUCAUCUUCUAUGAUUAUUCCUCAAACAAAGAACUCUAUCAAAGAUUUAACUGAUGUCAUCUUCCUAAAUCUUCAAACAUACUUAACAAAUACUAUUUCAAUGAUAAAUUUUGCUGUGCUAACUCCCAAGAAUGAUUGUGUUGAUGAGGUGAAUAAUUUUUUGAUUGAAACCUUUCCAGGAAAAACAAGAGAAUACAUAAGCAUUAAUAAAACAAUUGAUCCAAAUGAUCAAGACCAAUAUGAAGAUUUCUUAAAUUCUCUCAAUCCAAAUGGCCUUCCAUCUCAUCAUCUACAAUUAAAAUUCAAUUGUCCAAUCAUGGUAUUGAGAAAUAUUGAUCCUUUGCAAGGUGUUUGCAAUGGGACACGUCUCAUUUGUCGUGAUUUUCAAAAUCAUAUCAUUUGUGCAGAAAUUGUAGUUGGAAAUCACAAAGAGAAAAUAGUCUUCAUACCAUAA
Messenger RNA from Camellia sinensis, 951 nucleotides. The record is from RefSeq and is a predicted model, not a curated record. NCBI's taxonomy places the organism in Eukaryota, Viridiplantae, Streptophyta, Magnoliopsida, Ericales, Theaceae.